This is a messenger RNA of Cercospora beticola, 2749 nucleotides long. It is a transcript of the gene VTC4, whose product is annotated as Vtc4p. Lineage: Eukaryota; Fungi; Ascomycota; Dothideomycetes; Mycosphaerellales; Mycosphaerellaceae. The record is from RefSeq and is a predicted model, not a curated record. Gene Ontology annotation, cellular component: fungal-type vacuole membrane; vacuolar transporter chaperone complex. Gene Ontology annotation, biological process: vacuolar transport; vacuole fusion, non-autophagic; polyphosphate metabolic process.
GAGCAGCGAAAAACAAGCCUCGCGCGGCCCAGACUGCACCUCUCACUCCGUUCCCAAUGUCUCGCAGCUGUUCUUGAGGACCUCCACCGCAUACCACCGUCCCUACAGAUCUCGCCGCCGCCAUGAGAUUCGGCCAACAGCUCCGGAGCUCGCUGAUCAAGGAUUGGUACUACUACUACAUCCAGUACGAUGAUCUGAAGAAGAGCCUGCGCACCGACUUCGAACACACGCCGCUUGUCCAGCAGGGUCACCAGAAAAAGAAGAAGCCAUGGUCCGAGGAGGAUGAGCGCCGGUUCGUUAACCAGCUCGAGCAGGAGCUGGACAAGGUCUUUACCUUUCAGAAAGUGAAGAGCCAGGAGAUUAUUCGACGCAUAAAGGCGAGCGAGAAAGAGGUCAACGAGGUCAUUGCGAGGGCAGAGGCUGCGAAGAAUGGGGACGACCGCGCGAAGCAGAAUGCACCUUCGGAGGAUGAAUUCUUGCUGCUGGAAGAGGACCUCUCGGAUAUCAUUGCCGACGUCCACGAUCUGGCAAAGUUCACUCAGCUGAACUACACGGGCUUCCAGAAGAUCAUCAAGAAGCAUGACAAGGCGACACAUUGGCACUUGAAGCCGGUCUUCGCAGCCCGGCUUAAUGCUCGGCCAUUCUUCAAAGAUGAUUACGAUGGGACAGUGGUCAAUCUCUCGAGACUGUACGACCAAGUGCGGACUCGUGGACAACCUGUGCAGGGUGACUCGGCAGCAGGAGAGAAGCAGCAGAACUUCGUACGUCAAACCACGAAGUACUGGGUGCAUCCGGACAACAUAACCGAGCUCAAGCUCAUUAUCUUGAAACAUCUUCCGGUGCUGGUUUUCAAUCCAAGCAAGGAAUUCGAGAAGAAGGACUCUGCCAUUUCCUCGAUUUACUACGACAACCCGGAAACAUGGGAACUGUACGAAGGCCGUCUGAAGAAGACCGAAGGUGCCGAAGCGAUCCGUAUGCGUUGGUAUGGCGGUAUGGAUGUCGACACAAUCUUCGUCGAGAGGAAGACACAUCGAGAAGACUGGACUGGAGAGAAGUCGGUCAAAGCUCGAUUCUCGACGAAAGAGAAGAACAUGGAUGCAUACUUGCGAGGUGACAUGACCACAGGACAGAUCUUUGAAAAGAUGCGAAAAGAAGGGAAGAAGAGCGAAAAGGAGAUCAAUGAUCUCGAGCAGCUGGCGAAAGAGAUUCAGUUCCGAGUGAUCGAUCGCAAGCUCGUACCGGUCUGUCGCUCGUUCUACAACCGAACUGCCUUCCAGCUUCCAGGAGAUGCCCGUGUGCGUGUGUCGCUCGAUACCGAGCUCACUAUGGUUCGCGAGGACAACCUGGAUGGCAAGAAACGUGCCGGUGACCACUGGCGGCGAAUGGACAUCGGAAUCGACUAUCCGUUCAGCCAGCUACCACCAGAGGACGUCGAGCGCUUCCCGUAUGGCGUGCUGGAGGUCAAAUUGCAGACUGCAGCAGGGCAAGAGCCUCCGGAGUGGAUUCGGGAAUUGACUGCAUCCCAUCUUGUUGAGGCAGUACCUAAGUUCUCGAAGUUCAUUCACGGUUGUGCAACGCUCUUCCCGACACGGAUUGACCUUUUGCCUUUCUGGUUCCCACAAAUGGACGUUGACAUUCGAAAACCUGUUAGCCACAAGUUUGGCAUUGAACGCCCAGGACAAAGUACAGAUGUCAGCACAAGUGCAGCCAUGGACGACGACACUGAUGAUGAGCUUGAGGGUGAAGAGGAUGACAGGACCUUCCCCGAAGAAGACCAGAAUCACCAACGUCUCCGCGCUGCACGAGAUGCACUUGAGCGCCAUGAAGAGGACCGCCAUUUGUAUUCGAAUGGCGAUGCAGAUCCGAAUGUACUCGAUGAAGAGGAGCGUAUGGCGCAUAAGCCUCUCGUAUCGAUUGACGAUGACUACCCGCUUUACGACUCUGAUGACGAGGAGGAAGCAUUAGAAGAGGCCAAACAGAAGGGCGGCUGGCAAUAUCGAUGGAGACUCACGAAGAGCUACGCCAGUCUUGCUGGUGACAAGCUCUUGUUUGCGCUGAAGCGUGCGACUCCAUUCCCUCAGCCCACCCAAAUUCCUGCGAGAGAAGGGCGACUGGGCAUACCGGGUGGCGCCGCAGUGUCAGAAAAGAGGUUCAAGGCGCCCAAGGGCAAGAAGAUUCACGUACCAGUGCGCGUCGAGCCGAAGGUGUCCUUCGCUGCUGAGCGCACGUUCUUGGCUUGGCUUGAAUUCUCCAUCAUCCUCGGAUCAAUCGCCGCUACCCUGCUCAACUUUGGUGACGGAGUGUCGCUCGCCGCCGCCAUCGCUUUCACUGCCACCGCAAUUCUUGCAUUAUUCUACAGCAUGGGCAUUUUCCUUUGGCGCGUGGAUCGUAUCAAACAGAGAAAAGCUGUCAGCUAUCAUGAUAAGUGGGGACCUUCUGCAUUAUGUUUUGCUCUCAUGGCCUGUGUCAUCGUUGCUGUUGCUUUCAGGUUUGCGAAAGGUGGCGAUGGAGAUUUGAGAGGGCGCAGUGUGGAAGCUUGAGUGGAACUGAGUGUGGAUCGCAUUGGGCGCUGUAUAUACCUUCAUGGCGAGAUGAUGAGCGAGUAUAUGUAUAGUAUGGUAUACACGUUGUAUGAGCGAGGUGCAUUUGGCUAUGGUGUAUCUAUCUAUCGGUACACGCCAUCCAGUCCAUGACAAGUCUAUACCACGUAUGCUUGCGUUCUUUCGAUCACUAUUGCCGUCAAGGUGGU